Messenger RNA from Gryllus bimaculatus (two-spotted cricket), 1714 nucleotides. The record is from the annotation of a GenBank genome assembly. Lineage: Eukaryota; Metazoa; Arthropoda; Insecta; Orthoptera; Gryllidae.
CAUAAAUACACAGCCGACGAUCAGUCAUCCUCUUUCGUUCCUGAUCUUCGAGCGAGUAGUACUCUCUUCAGUUCUUGCCCGCGGAUCCAGCAACAACUUCGCCGAGUUAGGAGUGUUGGACGUCGAACAGACGCCUAGAUAGCCCUCCGAGAAAUGUUAGAAUCCUUCUGGAAUAAAGUAUUUCUUCAAACGAGACGCGAGGAGUUAAUCUAGGCUACCAGUUAUUGUGGAGCUGAGGACAGUACAAUAGGAAAUAGUUUGUCCUGAGAUCGAGUAAAUUUCAAUCAGCGGCGAAAUUUUGGACAGUGCGAGCGAGAGCUACGCGUCAAUACGCACGAGUUCUUCAGUGCAUGGCAAGGGACAUUCGCACGCGGACGUAUACAGAAACGUCGAGGGGGACGAAGCGACGCGAAAGACGACGCAAGAGGUCAGCGAGAAGUCACCAGCGACCCGGGGCUCGCGCGCGAGAGGCUGCGCGGAGGCCAAGGUCGAGCUUUGGAGCACGGAGGACGCAGCUGCGGGAGGAGAGUGUCCGAGGAAACAAAACUCCGUCUUCCGCUUUUUAACAUGAGUGAACCGGCCCUAUUUACGCUCAGAAGACCAGUGCCGAAGACGGGAUUUUGGGAAAGGUGGAUGGGUUGAGUUCUGGAUCUGUCGCUUAGAAUUGCUCGCCGAAGUGCCCUGAAAUUUUGUCUAUGGGAAAUUUGUUUUAGAAUUGUGUUGUCGAGAAUCGUAUAAAAGUCUUAAAGAGUUGUCAUUGCAAUAUUCAUACGUUGUAAGUGUGUCAAUUUCCCUGUAAAAUGUUGGGCACCAUCAGGAGUUUGAGUAGACCACUGUGGCGUAGUGCUAGAAAUUUCCAGACAUCAUCAUGUACUCAAAGUGACAGCCUUUUUGUGCAUAGGGAUUCUCAGGAGAACAACCCUGAUGUACCAUUCGAAUUUUCUGAAGCAAACAAGAAGAGAGCAGAAGCUAUAAUGGCUAUUUACCCUGAAGGACAUAAGAGAGCUGCUGUAAUUCCUCUUUUGGAUUUGGCACAGCGCCAGCAUGGCUGGCUCCCUAUUUCAGCUAUGCAUAAAGUAGCUGACAUUUUAGAUAUGCCUCGAAUGCGUGUAUAUGAAGUCGCAACUUUUUAUACUAUGUUCAUGAGGAAUCCUACUGGAAAGUACCAUGUACAAGUUUGCACUACAACCCCAUGCUGGUUGCGGGGAUCUGAUGAUAUAAUGUGUUGCAUUAAGAAUAAAUUAAAUAUCAAUGUUGGAGAAACGUCUGAAGAUGGACUAUUCACUCUCUCUGAAGUAGAAUGUUUAGGUGCAUGUGUUAAUGCUCCAAUGGUUCAAAUCAAUGAUGACUAUUAUGAAGAUUUAACUGUGAAGGAUACAGCUGAAAUUCUGGAUGAUUUGAAAGCUGGAAAGAAGCCUAAAGCUGGGCCAAGGAGUGGCAGAUAUGCGGCAGAACCAGCAGGAAAGCUCACAUCAUUAUCCGGAGAGCCACCUGGCCCUGGUUUUGGGGUUCGUUCAGACUUGUAAUGUUAGUUUUCUAAGAUAUUUAUCCAAAAAUUGAGAACUCCAUGGAGGACAAGAGACAUUGUAGUUUUCCUGUUAAGUUUCUCUAGGUUUCAAGAAAUGUAAAUUAAAAUAAGCAAUCUUAUGACAAUGCAGCUUACUGUGUAUACUAUACAUCUGUUAAAAAAAUAAAGUCCUUGCUGCAAUGAAUA